Messenger RNA from Oryza sativa Japonica Group (Japanese rice), 1898 nucleotides. Its product is annotated as AAA-ATPase At2g46620. Lineage: Eukaryota; Viridiplantae; Streptophyta; Magnoliopsida; Poales; Poaceae. The record is from RefSeq and is a predicted model, not a curated record. Gene Ontology annotation, molecular function: ATP hydrolysis activity; ATP binding.
CGACGCGACGCGACACGGGAGCAAGCAGCGCGCGCGCGCUACUCCGAACCGAAGGCCCACGCGGCGCCAUGCUGCUGGGUGCCAUGAGCGGCGGCGGCGUCGUCGUCGCCGUCGCCGUCGCCUACGCCGCCCUGGCCGUGGUGGCGCUGCGGAUGGCGCUGUCGUACAAGUCGGCGCUGUACGCGGUGCGGCGGCUGUGGCGGUGGGCCGACGAGUGGGCGCAGGCGUACCAGUACCACGAGGUGCCACGCUUCGCGUGCGACGGCGGCGGCGCCGAGAACCCGCUGUUCCGCAAGGCGGCGCAGUACGUGGCGGUGCUGCCGUCGCUCGAGGACGCCGACGCCGCCUCCGUGCUGUCGUCCGCGUCGAGGACCAACGGCGGCUUCUCCCUGCAGCUUGGGCCAGGCCACACCGCGCGCGACGCCUUCCUCGGCGCGCGCCUCGCGUGGACAAACCGGGGCGACGUGCUGGUUCUGCGCGUGCGCCGCCAUGACCGGACGCGCGUGCUGCGGCCCUACCUGCAGCACGUCGAGUCCGUUGCCGAUGAGAUGGAGCUCCGGCGACGCGAGCUGCGGCUGUUCGCCAACACCGGCGUGGACGGGAGCACCGGGACGCCGAGGUGGGCGUCGGCGCCGUUCACCCACCCGGCGACGCUUGACACGGUGGCCAUGGACCCCGACCUCAAGGCUCGCGUCCGCGCCGACCUCGAGAACUUCCUCAAGGGCCGCGCCUACUACCACCGCCUCGGGCGGGUGUGGCGCCGGAGCUACCUCCUCUACGGCCCGCUGGGCACCGGCAAGUCGACCUUCGCGGCGGCCAUGGCUCGGUUCUUGGGCUACGACAUCUACGACGUCGAUCUCUCCCGCGCCGGCAGCGACGACCUCCGCGCGCUGCUCCUGCACACCACCCCGCGGUCCCUCAUCCUCGUGGAGGACCUCGACCGGUUCCUCCAGGGCGGCGGGGCCGGGGACGCGGAGGCGAGGGCGGCGAGGGUGCUGAGCUUCAUGGACGGCGUCGCGUCGUGCUGUGGCGAGGAGCGGGUGAUGGUGUUCACGAUGCGCGGCGGCAAGGAGGGCGUGGACGCGGCGGUGGUGCGGCCGGGGAGGCUGGACGUGCACAUCCACUUCACGCUCUGCGACUUCGAGGCGUUCAAGGCGCUGGCCAGCAACUACCUCGGCCUCAAGGACCACAAGCUGUACCCGCAGGUGGAGGAGAGCUUCCAUGGCGGCGCGCGCCUCAGCCCCGCCGAGCUCGGCGAGAUCAUGCUCGCCAACCGCUCGUCGCCGAGCCGCGCGCUGCGCAACGUCAUCACGAAGCUCCAGCACGUGUCCGGGGCGGCGGCGGCGCCGCGGCCGCCGCACAGGCGGAACACGAGCUGGUCCGGCGCGGGCGGGCCAUGGGAGGAGCAGGCCGCGCGCGCCAGCGCGGACGCGGCGGACGGCGGCGAGGAGGCGAUCACGGCGACGGCGGCGUGCGGGGUGUUCGCGAAGGACGCGCCGAUGAGGGAGUUCAAGAAGCUGUACGGGCUGAUCAAGAUCAGGAGCCGGAAGGAGGGCUCCAGCGGGUUCAUGCCCUUGCACGGCGGCGAAGCGCCGUCGCCGGCAAACGGGCGGGGCAGCGAGCACGACAAGGAGCGGUGAUUAAUUAGGCGAUGGUAGUAGACCCCGUCAAACAAGAAAAAUAUUUUUGAUUUUUUGUCCGUGCUUUUUUACUUCGUGUUAGGCUAGUAGGAGUACUACGUAGUUGUAGUUAGUUCACUUUUUAAUUGUGGAUGGAAGAAAUCAAACACGAAAUGGAGGAUGAUAAUGGGAUUGGGUGAUGUACAAUUGUACAUGAGGAUUGUUUGGUUUUAACAGGGUAUAAAACAAAAGAGAUGGGCAAGUUGAAAUUCUUGAAAA